ACUUACAGCACUUUGAAUGUUGCUGAAAUGUGUUAUAUAAAUAAUAUUGAUUGAUUGAUUGUUGUUUCCAGGUGAGGCGGCGCCAUGUUGGACGCUCCACUCACCAGGAACUUGUCCCACUCCAGCUUCCGGUUCAGAUGUUUUCCGGAGCUGCAGGACCGCCGCUGGAUUCUGGCGCUGCUGUUCUUCCUCUGCUUCCUGUCGGUGCUGCUGGGAAACUCUGCGCUGCUCUACGUGAUCCGCAGGGUGGCGCGCCUGCACAGCCCCAUGUACGUCCUGGUGAGCCUGCUGUGCGUGGUGGACGCCCUGCUGGCCUCCGCCAUCCUCCCCAACAUGCUGCUCAACCUGCUGUUCGACUGGAGCCACGUCUCGCUGACCGGAUGUCUCAUCCAGAUGUUUUCCACGUACUUCCUGUCGUCGCUGGAGUCCACGCUGCUGCUGGUGAUGGCGCUGGACCGCUACGUCGCCAUCUGCCAGCCGCUGCGCUACGCGGACAUCAUGAGCUCCUCCGCCUUCCUGAAGCUGCUCGUCUUCGCGCUCCUGCGCAGCGUCUCCAUCAUGUCGGCGCUGGUGGUUCUGGCCGGUUCUCUGUGGUUCUGCGGCUCCAACGUCAUCCAGCACUGCUACUGCGACCACAUGGCGCUGGUCCGCCUGGCCUGCGUCAGUACGCAGAGGAACCAGGCGGCUGGGCUGGCGGUGAUCGUCUGUUUCGUGGGUGUGGACAUCCCCGUCAUCUUCUUCUCCUACGUGAAGAUCGUGAAGGUCGUGGUGAGGGCGGCGGCGGCCAGCGAGGAGCGCAUGAAGGCGCUUCACACCUGCAGCACGCACCUGAUGGUCAUGGUGUGUUUCUACCUGGUGGGCACCAUCGCCUUCCUGUCCGGCAGCAUCAACAUCCCCAUAGCAACGGGCAUCAACACCCUGAUGGGCGUCGCGUACAUCCUGAUCCCCGCGACGGUCAAUCCCAUCAUCUACGGUGUUCGUACCAAAGAGAUCCGCCGAGGCCUUCAGAGGAUGUUCCAGAUCUCAGCUCCGAAGGUUUCUUCUGGAAAACGACUAACAUCCGGUCAGGAGCCCACAAGUCUGACUCUUCAAAAGUAACGCAGUGUAAAGUAUUUAUGAACCGAAAGCCUCCAUCUUAAUUAGUAUCAUGACUUUAACCAACACUGAGACAAAUUAGGAGCCAAAAUAAUCCGGUUCUCAAAGGCCGCACCUGAUUGGACCAGCAGGUCAUUGUGGGCGGAUCCCAGUGUGAACAGGAAGUGUUUUCAAUAACAUCAACAAAUAAAAAACAUUUAGUUGUGCUAAACCUGAAGCACUAAUCAUAGACAUUAGCUGGGCUAACAAUAAAGCGCAUUAGCUUCUGGUAUUUAGCGGAAGCUAAUGCUAAUGUGCUAAAUUCCACCAUAUUGAUAUCCAACAUGGCGGAAGAGGAAGUGGAACUGCUGUGUAAACAGUCCUCAUCCACUUCAAAAUAAGAGCACGAACAUAGUUAAAGAAUUCAUAACAGUCAUUAAUCUAAAUUUACAUGUUUAACUUUAUUCAACUGAAAGUUUGCAAAACAGUAAAUCAACAUUUUAAAAUUUAUCUAACAAAUUAAUGAAGCAGAAGCUAAGUGCGCUAAGGGCUAAAGUUAGCCAAUAUGGCGCUAAUAAUUAGAAGAGUUCCCACUGCUAAAAUUAAUGCCAUCAUUUCUAUUUUUUUAGAAUAUGUCUAACUUCCUCCUCUGGCAUCAAACUGUCUUUUAUUUCUUCAGUGUCACAUUCCAGCUGUUUUAAUGAGUAAAGAUCCUCUAUGACUGUACAGAUAUUUAAUAAUACCUUAUCAUUAUAUUUAAAAAUAAAAUCAAUUUUGUAAGUGAAAUAAUGUGAAACUGGAAAAAGCUGUUAAAAAACUAAAACAGUUUUGAUCACAAACGUCAGGCUGAAUAUCAUGACUGGCAGUGAAAACACUCAGAGCUUCUAACAGUGUUUUUAUUAAAGACUGUGGGGAAUAUACACGUUUCUCUGACAAUAUCAAAAUAAACCACAACUGGAACUAAAGUAUAAACAGACAUGAUGUGUUUCUUCCUCAUCCUCCGACUUCGAGUCUCCAAGACAACCUGGUGUCAAACAUCUGUCAGAAAAUACAAGUUCAGAAUCUCACUUCAUAUUAAAAUCAGCAAAUAUUAAACAGAA
Molecule: messenger RNA, 2174 nt
Organism: Xiphophorus maculatus (southern platyfish)
Lineage: Eukaryota; Metazoa; Chordata; Actinopteri; Cyprinodontiformes; Poeciliidae
Gene: or55e1
Product: olfactory receptor 52K1-like
Exons: 1
Coding region: 85-1098 (337 amino acids)
Biological process (GO): G protein-coupled receptor signaling pathway
Cellular component (GO): membrane
Molecular function (GO): olfactory receptor activity; G protein-coupled receptor activity
Source: RefSeq, a predicted model, not a curated record